This is a messenger RNA of Asparagus officinalis (garden asparagus), 3670 nucleotides long. RefSeq names its product protein SCAR3-like. Gene Ontology annotation, biological process: actin cytoskeleton organization; positive regulation of Arp2/3 complex-mediated actin nucleation. Lineage: Eukaryota; Viridiplantae; Streptophyta; Magnoliopsida; Asparagales; Asparagaceae. Gene Ontology annotation, molecular function: Arp2/3 complex binding; protein kinase A regulatory subunit binding. The record is from RefSeq and is a predicted model, not a curated record. The transcript has 9 exons. The coding region runs from base 239 to 3316 and encodes 1025 amino acids. Gene Ontology annotation, cellular component: cytoskeleton.
ACGUCAUUUCCAAAACUGCGAAGGGCAGACGGAGCCCAAAAGUUUCAACCCGCUCAAAUCACCACCAGCAUCAACAUCCAGGGAUGCUUUCGAGGACAAGAUUUGGUUUUUCAAACAUCAAUUCGUUGCUCGUUUCUGUCUCUUUCUCUCGCCGCGGUCCCGUCACCGCCCUUGCAUGAAGAGCGCUUCUCCGUUGCUACUCACUCUUCCCCGUGCUGGUUCUCCGCGGUGAGCGAAAAUGCCUCUGGUUCGGUUCGAAGUGAGGAACGAGUACGCGCUGGGAGAUCCGGAGCUUUAUCUGGCGGAGGCGAAGGAGGAGGAUCCGAGGGCGAUUCUCGACGGAGUCGCUGUCGCUGGGCUCGUCGGGAUCUUGCGGCAGCUCGGCGAUCUUGCUGAGUUUGCUGCAGAUAUUUUUCAUGAUCUGCAUGAGCAAGUGACAUCUACAGCUGCAAGGGGGAAGAGAAUGCAGACUCGAAUACAACGCAUAGAGUCGGCACUCUCUCCAAUUGAAAAGGCUAUUCAAGGGCAAAGGAGCUACAUACACUUUGCCUACAUAGCAGGUUCUGAUUGGCAUGCUAAAGUCCGAACUGGUCAAAAUCAGCUUCUAUGCUGUGAUUUGCCACAAUAUAUGAUUGACUUUUAUGAAGAAUGCUGUGAUCCUCCCCGUUUAUACCUUCUUGACAAAUUUGAUAGUUCUGGUGCUGGAGCUUGUUUGAAGAGAUAUUCAGAUCCAUCCUAUUUUAGGAGGGCAUUGGUAGCCUCGGAACCGGUGAAAGCUGAGAAAAUUAAAAGGAAAAGGAAGAAAAGGGGAUCACGGCUGAGAAAUGAAGGAAUCCAACAUCCGAUGUUUGCAUCCCUAGACAGUAACAGCACACAGUUUGCCUCUCCUGGCACUGGCCAACUGAGUUUUUCUGGUGAAAAUGUGUCAUUCUUUGAUACGAGAUCAAAAUCUGAGUUGGGAAAGGAAUCUUUACAGUUUGAUUCAGAGAACAGAGCAAACAGUGUUGAACAAGUUUCACAAAUGCCUCCUGAACAAGAUUAUGAUGAAUUUUCUGAUCCUGCCUUGAAAAGCAACCAGAGUAUUGCUGUUUUAGAUGACCCAAAGCAAGACAUCGUAGAUGAUGAUUCACAGCCCGAGUCAUCACAACAGCAAAGUGCUCCCAGCACAUCUUCUGUUACAUGGGAUGAAAAGACUGAAAUAGUGAAGCCCACAGGUGCCAAUGUAUAUGACGCUGAACUUGUUGAUAGUGUUCAAGGUUUAGAUUCUCCACCGCAAAUAGUUGAAACAUCAAAUAUUGUCCAUGAAACUGCUAAUUUUGGAACUGUUAAACAAGAAGACAUUGUGUUUGAACUUGCAAAUGCACCAGUAUCAUAUGAUGAAGUCCCUCCUGGGAUGGACAUCAACACACCAGUUUCGUGUCCUGAUGGCAACCUGCCCGAUAAUGUCUGUACUGUGACAGACAACUUCAAGGAUGCAAUUGAUGUUGUUGAACCUGAGAUCAAGGCAGUUUCUGAGUGCCAAAACAAAUCGGAAUUGAAGUCUUCCAACUCUACUAAUGGAGUAUUGGAAUCUAACAGCUGUAGGCUAAAUGAGACAAGUGCCACAAAUGCAGACUGCUUUGAUGCCCAAGCUCCUAUUGCACCUUGUAGUUCUUCAAAUGGCUUUGUCCUUUCAGAUGGUUUUGAUCAUAUUCAAUCAACAAAUACUAAUUGUUUUUCUCCUGCAUCCAACUCCUCUGUUGGGAAUGAUUAUUUCAAGAGCCAUGUCCCUUGUGUUCCAGGAAUAAGUAUCUCAGAGCCACUUGAAGGUGAGUUCUCUCUAGAGACGAGCAUGCCCAAUGAACAAGAUGUUCCAGUCAAUAAUGUAAAUGCAGACAAAAUCACAAAAUCUCAAGAUCAUCCUUCUAACACUUCUGACCUCCCUACAGUAAGUAUCUGGACCAAUGGUGGAAUUUUAGGACUAGCACCAUCGAAACCUCCAGAUUUUAGCGUCAAUGGAAAUUCAGAAGCAGUAGCUGUGUGCAAUGAGAGCACAAGCAAAGCGUCCUCUGAAAAUGAAAGAGCGAAAUCAGAUGGUGAAAGUCAAGAAGCAGAUGUCGCUGCUCCUGGAUCAGAUUUGACUACAUUUCAUAGUACUGGUUUACAUUCUAGUGGUUCUGACAAAAAUUCAACAGGCAUUUCAACCAGUUUUUCCGGCCUUGCGAAUAAAUUUCUUUCAACCAAUCUCCAGAGGAAGAUCCUGUUUGCACAUGCUGGUCUCUCCAAACCAUCUCAGUUGGUGAAUGAUGAUUUCAGAAAAUUGCAGGAGAUUUUACUUCAAAACGAUCACCAAGAACUUCCAAAAAAAGCAGUCCUCAGUGCAUUAUGUGAACCAGAAACAGAAGAAAUUAUUGAAGAGCCAGUACCAUCAAGCUCACCAACUUUUGGAUCGUCUUCCCCGCCACUCGAGCACAUGAAUCUCUCAUUUCACCCUAUGAAUAGUUUAGAAACAUCCAAAUUAAAACUGGAAUUUGCCAGUGGUGAUCUUCAUGAAGGCAUCAGAGAUCUAGUGUGUCCUUCAUUUCACUUGAUUCCUGCAUCCUUUACUACUGUACAAGAUAGCUGUUCUGAGUCUGAUGAUGACACAUUUUGUAGAUCUUCUGUUUAUUCCUCUGAUGAUCUUCCCAGUCUUCACUCUGAGUCAAACUCUGAGCUCUGGGGAGAGCAUGAAAUAAGUGAAAGUCAAAAGCAUAGCGUAUCUGAUAAUUCAUGUAGAAUUUCAUCGUCCACCACAUCCAAUUCCGGCUCUGCGAAAUUUGAACAAACAGCUAGUUACAACACCGCCCCUGAAUUGGAACAUUUAGAGGUUGAGAAUGGCGGAAUAUCUGACUCCGUUAGAGAUCUUCUUUCUGUCAAUUCUGUUAUAUAUGACAAAAGGCAGCAGCAAAUAUGUGAGCCACUGCCCACAGAUUUUAUAGAUUCUGCAGCUUAUCCCCAAAGUGAGCUGCCUCCACCACCUCCUCUUCCUCCGUUACAGUGGAGAGUGGCGAAACAGUCUGAUAGCAAUCAUUCAGUGGAAAGUAUGGAUUCUGCUUUUAUGAAAGCCACGAGUCAUUUAGACCCACAAGCUCAAAGAUUUCGUAUUUGUGAUCAGAAAGAACAAGAUGAACCUAGUUCAUCAUGCAGUGCUGAGAAUCGACAAAUGCUGAAUGGGGCUAGAGGACUUAAUCACAAUUAUGAUUUUGCGGAACAAAACGGAAGGAAAAAGCUUCUGCAGCAAAUCAGAAGCAAGUCCUUUAAUCUAAGGUGCACGAUAACAAAGCCGAAUCAUACGUAAAGGUCUGCUGUUUCAAUCACAGAGAAGACACAUGUAACCCAGCAGCAAUGAUGAUAUCCAAAGAUAAACCUGAGAAAAUGCUAUCUUUACAUCACCUGUUGAGGGAGUAAUCUGCUCGGUUAUAAUUUGCAGCUGAUCCUUUAGUUACUAUGCGAAUAGGAUCUGUUCUGUCAGCUCCUUCUUCAUGUCCUAAAUUUCUGUAGAUCCUCUCGUCCUGAUAUAUUAUGUGUAAACUAAGGUGUAUAAAAGGCUAGCCUUUCUGUUGUAAUAUCGACCUUCUCUCUUCAAGUUGUAAUAGAUAUGGUUGGUGAUGUACAUAAUAUUUGAGCAGGUUAUGUUAUCAGCUUCCGUUGA